UACUUCGCGUUAUCAGAUUUAUUCAACGCUUUUUGCCGUGCAACCAUCAAUCUGAAAAUUUAAGUUUGUCGACAGUAAUUUUGUAAAAUUUAUUAUAGUAAAUAUUUUGUCGAAACAUACGGCAAUCAUGUGACAAUAUUGACUGUUCUACAACAGGACAGGUAGUGAAGUGACGCCAUCUUGAAUGUUGGUGAACGUACAGCUCUGGCUUGGUGUCACUAGUUGUUAAGAUUUGUGCUGAGUGUGUUUCCUGAGGCUUUAAGUUAGUUUUAGUGUAAAAAUCUGUCCCAUUUUUAUCAUUAUGUGAUAUACUAUACUCGUAUUGAUUUUAGGCCCAUUGUAGUACUUAAAUUCUGCCGGAAUCUUAAUAUUUUUGAGAAGGAAGUGAAUGAACCAACACAGCAGUGCUUGUGCGGGACGAGGAACAAUACCCUUCGUUGGUUGGGGCUAAACUGCUAUCAUCAGCCGCGUUUGCAGUGUUUUCUAUGUUCGCGAGCCGCGUAACGGGCGUUCGAUGGAUAAAUUUCUCGGUAAAACUCAUGCGGUGUGAGCAGUAGUGCUUUCAACCAACCAUGGCCAAAAUAUUGAACAAAGACCCCGCCUUGUAUCAGAAGGAACGGGAUACUUUUAUAAAAGAACUGCAACAUUUUCAUGAAACUCGGGGAACACCCUCUAGAAAAACUCCAAAGAUCAAUGGACAAGAGAUUGAUCUUUUCCUUCUGUACAACCUCGUUACAACCAGGGGAGGCUGGCUGAAGGUGAACAGUCGCAACGAGUGGGAUGCUGUACUGGACAACUUCAACGUACCCAAGAACUGCGUCAACAGUUCCGUCGCCCUCAAACAGAUAUACCUCAGAUACCUGGAUAGGUACGAGAAGGUUCACUAUUUGGGUGAAGUUGGAGAGAGGGCCAAUGAUGAUGAUGAAGACAAUCGCCAUCGACGCUGGUCAGCCAGGGCUCUUCACUCAGUUCCUCUCACUUACAACUACAGUCAGCACAAUGUCAAUGAAAACACUCGUUCGUACAACUGCUUGUCUACGGAGUUGUACAAGGCCUCAGAGUACGACAGACUCGCUCUGUCUCUCACCUCUCCACUGCCCAAUGAACAAGACUUUGCCAUCAACGUCUGCACCUUGCUGAGCAACGAAGGCAAACACCAGCUGAGAGUGGACAAACACCCUCGGCUGGUCACCUACUUGUGUGCCCACGCUGCUGUCUACAAUCACGGUUCAACCCGGGAGUUGUUUUUGGAAUCAUACAGCCGAGUGAGAGGACAUUCCACAACACACUUCUGGCCUGACGUGUUGGCCAACCUGGACCUGCGGCCGUUGAUGGAUGAGUCUCGCUUUGUGCGGCAGCCAGCGUCUGGCGAGAGUAGUGAGGAGAGCGAGACUCCAGCUGGCGAGAUGGAGGUGGCGGGUGACGGAGGUGUGGUGGAGUGCGGUAGUGGGGAGAGGGCCGGACUCAAACUGGAGCCCGAGGAUCUAGAACUGUUUUGUCUGGGCCGCACUCUCGGCACUCAGGACUACUACGGCCAGCGAGUGCUACAAGUGGCUCACAUCCUACGCAAUCUCACCUUCGUGGAGGACAACAUCCCCGUCCUGGCACAACACUCGACGUUCCUCAGAUUCGUUCUGCUGUGCUGCGGCGCCCACUGGAACAAUCUGCAGCAGAUGGGCUUCGACAUGCUCACCAACAUAGCCAGUGAAGUGGUGCUCCGAGAACCUUACAUGAAUUAUAUUUUCAAUGUGCUUAACAAGGGACUCGAGUCACAAGAUAGGUUUGUGGUGUUAUCGUGUAUCGAGACUUUAAAUAAAUUAGGACAAAAUGAGAAGAAUGAGGAAGUGUUACUCAAGUGUUUAGAAGAUAAGGUUUACGAGAGGAUAUGUUCGUUCCUGAGCCUACAUGACAUUAUGCUGCUAGUCCACACCCUGGAAUGUCUGUACUCGCUCAGUUCCUUGGGAGAACGUUCCUGCAACUCUAUUGUCAGGGUACACGGUGCUCUCGACACACUAGUAUCACUCAUCACCGUUGAGGCCCAGAGCUACGGUCCCAAGGCUUGUAUCCUGAUGCGUGUGGUGGAGACAGUGAGUGGAGGACCUGUAGGGCCUCAGACAGUGACUGCCCCUGCUCAGCUGGUGCCUGUCCCUCCUACACCUCUGGCACACAGUCACUCCACACUAGCCUUGCCUCUACCACCCACCCCUGCCGUGGCUAGACCUGUCUCCACCACUGUCACACCAGUAGUCGCCACCACGCCUCACAGAGUGAUGGUGGCUCAGCAGCCCACGGCUCAGGUGGCUCAGGAGAACGAGCAGUUCGCACUGGCCUGGCUACGAGCCACUCUGGAGCCCAGCGGUGGAGCCAAGCUCGAGCAGGGUGAACUGUACAAGCAGUACAUCAACUCCUGUGCAAAGAUCGGCCGUCGCGGUGUCAUAGCUCCCCUGCACUUCCCUAGAUGUGUCAGGUCUGUGUUUGGAGGCAGUGUGGGGCCCAAGCCAGGGCCUGCAGGGGACUCACUGCAGUAUUAUGAAGGCAUUCAGGUGCGAGGACGACCAGCCCCAACCCCAACCCCUCCCCCACCCCCCGCCUCUCCCAUCCUUAAGGCUCAACUGAGCGCUCCCACCCCUAACAAGAAAGAGACCAAGCCAAGUGAGGCGACGUCACACCCCCACCUGUCUCAGGCGCUGCUAGACAGUGGUGGGGGGGAGGGGACGGGAGGGCCCUCCUCUCUCAUCAAGAGUCUGUUGGCCAACAAGGUAGCGACAACUCAGGCCACGGAACAGGUGAAUCAGAGGCAGCAACAACAAAGGUUACUACAGGCUGCUGCUGGACAAGUGACGACCACAACUGUGGUGACAACUGUGGUAUCUACCGCAACCCCUACCACCACAAAUGCCACCACGGUCAACAAGAUCAUCAAACUACAACCACCCGUGCGACCCAACGGCAUCCGCAACUCCUUCCAGGCCAUAGAGAUCACCAUCGACGGGAAGGUAGUGAGUGACAACUCAGAGAGCAAUGAUAGCACCAGUACGGGUCCUCCACCCCCACCUCUAGCCCCUCUCAGUGGUGCCAACCUACGCAAGCCUAACAACAACGUCAAGAUGGAGCUGGACGACUCUAACUCUACAGGCAACAACUCCAUCACCUCCUUCAAAGACACCUGCAGUGCCACUGGUGGAGAAGAGGGUGAAAACUCAUUAACCAGCUUUGAAGGAAUUUUAUUCAACGGUGUACCUAAUUCAUUAGACGUUGACGACACAACAAGCAAGGAUUCCACUCCAAAAAGUUUAAUGUUGGCAGAUUUACUAGAGAAGAAUGUAAAAGCGGAAAAAGAACCUCCGAUGUUAAAUGGUGCUUUAAGGUUAGGGGAGAAGGGGUUAGAACUAAUACCAGAGAAGGAGAAGUCCCUGAAGAGGCCGUCGUCGCAAGAGAACGGCUGUGACACGGAGGCUAAGAGACCUCACAUCAACGGUGAUGCUUUCCCUGAGGAGAAGAAAGAGGAGGAGGAAGGCGAGGUGAAGGCAUCGUCGACAGCAGCCAACUUGUAUGCGUCGUUGGCAGCGGAGUGUGUGGACGAUGACGGAGACGAGGUAGUGGAGGAGACAACCCCUACGCAACCCCUCAUUGUCACUGCAGCCCCCGCGCCACGACAGAUACUGGUUACUGCUGUCAACCGCAUGGGCCAACACUACGUUGUGGCUCAGCCCCAGACUGCUCUGGUCCAGGGCCAGACACAGACAGUUCUGGUGGCUCAGACUGCCCAACAACAAGGCACAGGCGCCAAGACAAUAAUCAUCCUGCAGCCUCAGUCAGUGUCUUCGACCAAUUCCGCGCCCCCUCCCCCCACACCUACUCCGCCACCUAUACCUCCGCCUGCCCCUCAGAAAGUCAUAGUACAGAGGUUACAAAGCCCCCCGCCUGCGCCUACACCUACCCCUCCUCUUAACACUAAUCCUACACCUCCUCCCUCGCCCAAACCUGCCUCUGCUACCCCCACUCCUGUACGGUCUGACACACAGCAGGGCCACUUCUUGUGUGAGUGGAGAGGGUGUAUGAGGAACUUCAAGUCUGCCAAUGAGGUGUACAUGCAUGCGUGUGAGGCUCAUUGUCCCAGCGGCAGUGUAGAGAUACAGUGUCUAUGGGAACGGUGUGACGCAAUGAAGAGGAAACGCUUCUCACUCAUGACACACCUCUACGACAGGCAUUGCAAUGCCGACGUACUACGGAUGAUGGCAGUCCGGAGAAAGCAGCUGUCUGUGAGUGGACGCAGCGAGAUUCCCCCACCUACUCCUCCCACCCCCCACCCUGGCUAUGCUCCUAACGCUGCCUUCCAUGCAAUAAAGAGGCACGCACUCGAGUUUGUAAAUCCCAAAGAAAUGCAGUCGAGGGCUGCCAAGCCGGGCCCCUGCCCCUCCCCCGUGCCCACAGAACAGGACGACAAUGAGGGUCCAGUCACAAAAAGUAUCCGUCUUACUUCCGCCCUUAUCCUGCGAAACCUAGUCAUUUAUUCCACCAACGGUAGAAGGUACCUGACAAGCUACGAGCCCCACCUGGCUAGUGUAGCGCUCAGCAACGUCGAGUCUUCGCGUACCAUCGCACAAGUACUCUUUGACCUCAGUCAGCCUGCGGCGAGGUGACCCCAGGCCUCCUAACUUCAGUGCAAUUAUUAAUGUAACUCGUGUAUAUAUUGUAAAUACUCGACUUUUAUAUAUAAAUGUUGUCGACACUGUCCUAUAUUGUUUUUCACUCGUCGAUCUGUGUAUGAAUUAGGCGUCCUGUAGAUAAGUACUGGGCCAUCGUUGUGAAUGAUCAAGCAGUAUUAGAGUGGAAAUAAACAUUGCCACGGAUCGUAGACUAGUAAAUAUAUUAUAUUGUUUCCAAACAGAUGCUUAUUGUCUUUUUAUAAAUAUAUAUAUAUAAAUAUAUAAAUAAAUUAUUUAUUGCGCGAGUUUGUGUGUACGACUAAACUGUCUAUUGUUUAUAUCGAAACGACUAUUUUCGAGGUUAUCGACUUUUGUACAGAUUUAGUUAAAUUCUUUUGUGUUACUGUGGCUUCGUAAUCUGAUUUUAACGAUGGCCAUAGAUUAUUUAUAGUUUAAUGUACAUUGAUCUUUUAAAUAUUGGUUAAAACCAAAAAUUUUGUAUUUUUUGUACGAUAAUUUAUAUAGAAAUCAAUUGUAAAAUAUUACUAGCUAGUGUGAAUCUCAUAUCGCUAACACUGGUUAUGUCUCUGUUGUACUGCAAUUAU
Molecule: messenger RNA, 5254 nt
Organism: Macrosteles quadrilineatus (aster leafhopper)
Lineage: Eukaryota; Metazoa; Arthropoda; Insecta; Hemiptera; Cicadellidae
Gene: Bap170
Product: AT-rich interactive domain-containing protein 2
Exons: 20
Coding region: 573-4643 (1356 amino acids)
Biological process (GO): regulation of DNA-templated transcription
Cellular component (GO): SWI/SNF superfamily-type complex
Molecular function (GO): DNA binding
Source: RefSeq, a predicted model, not a curated record